Lolium rigidum is the source of this 342-nucleotide messenger RNA. Its product is annotated as hydroxycinnamoyl-CoA:5-hydroxyanthranilate N-hydroxycinnamoyltransferase HHT4-like. The transcript has a single exon. The record is from RefSeq and is a predicted model, not a curated record. Gene Ontology annotation, molecular function: acyltransferase activity, transferring groups other than amino-acyl groups. Bases 1 to 342 code for a protein of 113 amino acids. NCBI's taxonomy places the organism in Eukaryota, Viridiplantae, Streptophyta, Magnoliopsida, Poales, Poaceae.
AUGAAGGUGGAGGUGGUGGAGGAGACGCUGGUGCCGCCGAGCAAGCCGAGCAAGCCGCACGCGCUGUGGCUCUCCAACCUCGACCUCGCCGUGCCCAAGACGCACACGCCCCUCGUCUACUACUACCCCGCGCCCCAGCCCUCCGUCGGCGGCGACGGAGAUGGAGAUAAUGGGGAGGAGCCGUUCUUCGCGCCGGAGAGGCUGUGGGCGGCGCUGGCCAAGGCGCUGGUGCCGUUCUACCCGCUGGCGCGGCGGCGGUGUAGCGGGCGGCUAGAGAUCGACUGUACUGGCGAGGUGGAUCUGGACAAACUAGGUGCGCUAUCAAUAUUUUCAAUUAGUUAG